Molecule: messenger RNA, 4782 nt
Organism: Wyeomyia smithii (pitcher-plant mosquito)
Lineage: Eukaryota; Metazoa; Arthropoda; Insecta; Diptera; Culicidae
Exons: 4
Coding region: 682-2022 (446 amino acids)
Cellular component (GO): chitin-based extracellular matrix
Molecular function (GO): structural constituent of chitin-based larval cuticle
Source: RefSeq, a predicted model, not a curated record
CAGCCCGUUCAGUGGCGCUUCGGCCUGCAAACCAUUCGAACGCAGUUUUCCUCCCGUCGUCUGGAUGCGAACCCCUUGCAGGGGGAAGUUGUGCAAGUGAGUGCAAAGUUUGUCAAGUGCAACAAACAGUGCCAAACAAGCGGAUCUGGAUUACUCUCAUUGAGGUGGCGAUUUUACACAUGAGGAAGAUUUUUGAAAAUUGUGUAGAUCGUGAAUUAUUGUUAAGAAAAGUUAAUUGAAAAUAAUAGUGUGCUUAGUGUGUUCUUCAUUAUAACUACGGCUAUAAUCGAUCGGUAAAGAGUAGUGUAAGGCUGCGAAGGAAAAUAAAGUCAGUGAUUUAAAGCCACAAGCAGUGUGAUAAUUUAUGCACUUCUGAAUAAUUUUUCGUAUCGAAGUGAAACGAACUCGAGGCUUAGAUUUUAUCGACUAUGCGAGCAUUCCUUCAAUUCUUCUAGUUCCGUCGUUGCACGUUUGCUGUAGUCUGUGAUUCACCAGUGCCAACAGAGCCACGGUCUGAUUUUGACUACUAUCGACACCGCUGUCGCCGUCUACAUCACCAUUUUCUUCGAUUUUUCUUCCGAAAAGCCGUCCGUGUAUACUCGCCAGCACACCCGCCAGACGGAACCGCAUGAAAAUAUUUGCACUUGGAUUGUUUGAUUUAAUCAGCACAACAACAAAAAAAUGGGAAACAUUUUCAUGCUGCUGUUGGGGUUUUGCCUGAUCCAUCUGGACAGAGUUCACGCGUCCUGGGGCACACCAACUAGCAACCAGUAUCACAUCCAAACAGACGAAGGACCUGAGCGGUAUUUUAAAUACCAAACUGACAAUGGCCAGUAUAGGAAGGAAAAGCGUCUCCAGGAUGGCACAGUUAUUGGAACUGAUGCCUGGAUUGAUGCCUCCGGGUAUCUUCGCCAGAAAGAUUACAUCGCUGAUGACAAGGGCUAUCGGAUAUUGAAAUCCAAAACGGUAUAUGUUGGCAGCGAUAUGCCGAUUCAGGACGCCAUGAAAUCCGUCAAGAAUCGGCCGGCUAACUCUGGAGUUUUAGUUGCCCAGAGUCCAGCUUACCCGCGUCCGCAAGUACCACGUCCUCAACCGGUCGGUGUUUCACCCACACCACCGGCUCCGAUAGCACCACCAGUAUACAAAACGGGUCUUAAGACCGUUUACGUUAGGCCCCACUCGCAGCCAGUUCACACAAACUAUCUGCCUGCAAACAUUGCAAACGAUCAAUAUUUGCCGCCUAGCAGACAUUACGCUUCGAGUACGCCAAGGCCUAAUGCUUUUCUACCAUCCAGUACGCCGUACUCUCCGCUUGCAGGAAACGAAAUUUCUUCCACGCCGAUUGCUAUUUACGCUACAGCUUCCACGCCAUCCCCGCUAAGCGACGGUUCUGAAGCUCAUCUGCCGCAACUAGUAAUCUACAACAGCGACUCAAGACGACCGAAUGAAUACGAAAAUCUGACCCCUAGACCCGACUAUUCGCUUAAUUACAAACCAAGUAACGAUUUACUACCCCCCAAGCAACACUUCAUCCGGCUAUUCCCAGUAUCAACUGCCUUCCCGCACAGACGUCGAUUCCAGCAGGAACGAAGACGGCCUCCAUAUGUGGAACCCAUUUCCAUUACCUCAGCAGCACCCUUCAUUGAAAGCGCGACACCAUCCCCAAAACCACUGGUUAUCCCAAUAUCCGAUAACAAUCUCGAAUAUCAACCAACCUUCAAUCGGGAUCUCCUGGAACCGCCACCGAACUACCAAAGCUAUCAACCUACUCGCCGAGAGGAUCACGUGUACGACGGAGUAUCAGUAACGAAUGAUGGUUUUCGCUAUUAUCUUCCCCGUCAGUAUCACGAGGAAACCAACUCCGGAAGUUCGUCCCGGGAAGGUAGCUUCGGCUAUAUCGAUCCGUUCGGUAUUCGAAGGGUUGUGUACUACAACACGGGACCCGAGAAAGGAUUCGUGCAUCGGAAGAAUAACCGCUUUGUGGGUUUCAACGCCACUCCGUACGACCCACGACCGCUGUAAGAAGUGGGCGGCAAGAAAGCCCACUGCAAAUCGCCCGCUGCCACCUUUCAAUCGCCAAGUUUUUACGCUUCCAUUAACUUAUUUAUUAGCACUAGUUCUGCCUACGACGAAACCGAGUGGGCAUUCGCGAUAGUAGAUUUAGAUGAAGAACGAUUUCAGUUUGAUUGGAACUUGUAAUGACGUGUGUGUGUUACGGUGGCGGUCAACUCUCUGCACCGAAGGUGCGCGGGGGCGACCUCAUUUGAAGUUAAGUGUUUGCUCUGCCCCACCCCCCUCGGUCGAAGUAGAGCAGGGCUUUGGAAGAAAAAAAAGUUUGUCCCCGUCUUUGUUGACCUCCAGCAGAACACGCACGCGAGUUGAUGGUUGGAGAGCUGUCGUCAGUGCCGUCGUCAUUCAGACAGAACAAAACUAAGGAGCGAAAGCGGUUUGGGCAGCACCGUGCGUACGCAACUACAACUAGCCAGAAGCGAGAUUUAGUCACACUUUUACACGAUUGCUGGCGCCUUUUUGCUGCCGACUGCUCUGCUCAAGGCUUUCGGGGAACGCUUACUUCCAUCAAAGCCGGUUUACACCGACAAUAUGGAGCGAUUUAAUAAGUGCACUUCAUCCGGUACGGCACCGCCGAAAAAAAAUUAUAAUUGAGGGUGCAGAUCAGCAGCCACGCUCGACAGAGAGGAAUGACUUGAAACUCGUAUGCAAUGGUUGCAAAUUGAAUUUAAACAAACAUACGCGCGCUCUAGUCACCGUCACCACUAUGCGGUGACCUUCGAGCUAAUUACAAGGCUACUUAAAUUUUAGGUGAAAUUCAUUUUGUACAAUCUGCGUUAUUGUUAUUCAGCUCCCUUGAACCUGUUUUUAAUGGAUUGUACACUUUAUUCCAUAAUUUGAGAGGUAUUCAGUAGGUUUAUUGUUGAAAAAUUGAUUUUUUACUGCAGUCUGCGGUUGAAAAAUUUUUAACGGACAAAAGUUUUUUUGAAAUUUAUGUCUUUAAUCCCAAAAUAUGUUAUUCAUUUCUAUACAUUUUUAUUUGCGAUGGGGAUCCACAUUAUGUUUAAAAGGAAAAAUUUUUUGUGUAUAAAUAAUUAUCCCUUAAAUCUCAGUUUCGUAUAUCAAAUUUGGCAAAAUAAGGAAUAUAUUAAUUUCUGAUGCUUCUUUAACAGCUUAUGUCACAUUUAAACAAAAUCUGAAUCUAUUUUUGAUUUCCAAACAACUCUGUGAGCAUUUUUUUAAAAUAUUAUUCUAAGCGUACUCGUUUAUCGUGGUUAUCCACAAAUCAAGCCAUUUUUCGAUGAAAUGCUGAUCAGCAAGGCCAUGUGCCAUCGAAAGGACCAAGUAAUAUUCAGCAUGACCAGGCUUUGGGUUGCUUUACAUAGUAAGGAACUCAACUAACUAGAGUAACUCCUAAUGGUCCUAAUACCAGAACAAGCUGUUCUUGCGUUUGGCAUGGGUUCUCAUCGAGCAACUCCUCCGACUCAGCGUCUUCGAAGGUUUUGACCUUUCUUCACACGAACAGUCGUCAACAAUGGAGACUACCGCCUUCAAAGCAAUGGACCCAAUUACGGCACGUUUUUUCAUCUAGAGCAGUAUUUCGAAAAAGAAAUUGUCUCUCGAUGCGCUUCAGUCACUUUUUUUUCUUUUCGUGUUCCUUAUGGGUCCUACAACAACUGUGUGACUUUUCAGAUCGAUCGGUGGAACCUCAUUUUUGUGCCUGAUUUUUCAAGUUCAAGUUAUUCUCGUGAGAUGUCCAGUUGCCUUUAAAAAUCAAUCGUUAGAUGAUAUUUGCUGGAAAUAUUCCUGGGAACAAAAUACUACUGCUGCAGUAUGCUACUGUUACAAACUCACCCACGUAAUAAGAAUCAAUUACGCGUGAAAAAUAGUUUGAAAGCUUUUCCGAAGAUACUACGAGCCAAAAGUCACGUAGAUAAGUUUGCAACAACAGAAUGCUGUGGCAGUGUUGCUGGAAACACUCAAUGUUAAGCCGUUCUGAUAUUCAAUCAAUUUGAAGUAGGGGUAAACAGGGUAAGACCGCCCUGCGGGGUAAGACCGCCCACCGUAGUUUUACUACCAAGUUAUAAAAUAAUUGAAAAAUUUCUUUAACGUGUCUAUUACAGUACAAUUACAUAGCAUUUUGCACGUUUUUCUGUUUUGAUAGUGCGCGAACGGUCGCAGAAAUAAAUAAAAACAACCUUUCAGCUGGCAACCAGUCAAUGCGCUAUUGUUUUUCGGCAACGGGACUUAAGGUUUUUGAGUCUAAAAAUCAACUGUUUUGUUCGUGAAAAUACGUUUAAUCGCUUGCCUGAAUCUAUCUUCUUUCGGAAAUAUCGAAGGCCGUGAGUAAUCUUGUAAUUUUGACUACUUUUUCGGUCAAAUAUGAAAAUGUUCCACUGGGGGUAAAGUCGCCCACUAUACAAGGGGUAAAACCGCCACGUAUGCAACUGCUUGUUGUUUUACUUCAAGACCCAAAUGCCUCGACACUACAAAGGGAAUAUUUACAGGAUCAGUAAAGCAACUUCAAGCCACAUAAGACAUCGAUGUUAACCGACCAUUUUCGAUUUGGUUGAAGCUUUUCUAGUAAUAAAUUUUAACAAGACUUAUUUUUGAAAAAAGUAAACCUGUUUGAAAAUGGUGUUAAUGAACCAAAAUAAUUUCAGAGCCAGGACGGUUUGUUUGAUUGGUAUGACGUCUCCGGCAGAAUUGAAAAUAGUAGUUUUUUACUUCCGAAAAAAGUACACACUCUAAAAAAAUUUAAAGAAAAGAUAU